AUGGUGGGUGAAGAAUAUGAAAAGAAGGAUCCAUCUCAAGAUGAUGCAUUGGGGGGAGGUAAUGGUCAAUAUGUAAGAGGAACAAGUGCAGACAGUAACUGCGUCGGCGGUGUGAAUAAUUAUAUGUAUAGGAAGAUGAGGGAAGAGAGGAACCACAGUGGUAGUCACCACCGUGAGGAGGAAUAUAACCAUAAUGACGAGAAUGAAAAUGAAGAGGAAAAAAUGGGAGACGAUGAGGAUAUGAUGAUAGGUGAUGAGGGAACUUCCUACAAACGGAAUAAAGCAUCCCUAUCCUGCUACGAAAAUAAUAAUAGGAAAACGCUCUACAGACACAACGUAUUAAAUGAGGAGCAAAAAAAUAUCGAGUUGCUACUUACUAGACAGAAAAAUGUAGAGCAUCUUGAAUCCAUAAAUUUUGACGACAUGAUGAAAAACAACCUCUUUAGUUCCUUCCACGAUAGCUACAACCAUGGUGAUGGAGGGGCAUGUGAUGAUAAUGUGCAUGGGAGUGGUGGUGAUAUGAACAGGGGAAACAAACUUAGAGUGAGUAAGCGAGUGGCGAAGCAGGGGGACUCCAAAAGGAAUAACUGCACUCCGGACGAGCUGGACAUAGCCAACCUCGCAGAUAUGCUAUACAAGAUGAAGAAGGAGGAGUACCGAAUGCAGCCCGAGGACGAGGAGGCAAACUAUGAGUUGUCUCGGGCCCGGGAGUAUGACGUGUCAUAUGACAUGUCCUAUGAUGGGCGGUAUGAUAGGCCUUAUGACAGGCGUUAUGGUGGGCCAUACGAUGCCUACUUCGAUCGGCACCGCAGUAGACGCGUGGACGGACCCCAUUUUAGGGCAUACGAUGAAUAUUAUGACGGUCGCAUGGAUUUCCAAGUGGGUCUUCCAGUUGACCGCCACGUCGACGAGCGAUGCGCGCAACGUUUCGAGGAGCACUACGAUGAGGAGAUGAUGGACGUGCGGGAACAGAACUACCGAAGAAGGCGAGCCAUGGAAGACUUCCGUGAGUAUAGAAAAAGGAGGCAGGAUGCUGUGGACACGUAUGAUGAUCGACGUUCACACAUGAUGCUAGGCGAAGGCAGUAGAAGGGCAGCAGACAUGAUUCUAUACAAAGGCCGUUUCAGAAAUGGAAGCGAGAGGUCAAGGGAAAAACAGCACCUUCAAAAUCAACAUCUACUACAUAAGCAGCUGAAUCAACAGCUGAGUAAGCAGUUGAACCAGCAACUGAGUCAGAAGCUGAAUCAGCAGCACAUGUAUUCAAACAUCGCCGACAUAUGCAAAAGUUAUAUAAAAAAUAUUAGUAGCAUUAACAAGGGCACAUAUAACGGUGAAUCCAAGGAACCUAUUUUUCGGUACCCCGGCGGAGGUGCCAGGCAGUAUGAUGAGCCGUACAGUAGUGGGGACCACUACAGCUGUGCGGACAGUUACAAGUUUGGCAUGGUUAGGAUGGCGAAUAGGGGAGGAGGCCCUGGUGGAAAUGGGCCCAGUUUGAACACCCCAAGUUACAGGGUCACAAAUGGCAAAGCGGUGAAUAAUCAGGAUUUGGCUGGCCACUUUCUCAGCAAAAGGAGGGUAAGCAGCUGGGAGAGGAAUAUUAGGGAAGCGAGCGGCAAACCUGGUACAGAUAAGCAGGUUGACGAUGACCAUAUGAAGGACAUCCAGCCCAGCUCCAUCCCCUCGAGUGGCCACCCGGCGAGUAGAAACCAAGAACAGGGUGCCCAGCAAAAGUCCAUGCGGAAUGUCCAUUUUUAUGAAAUCGACCCAAAACAGCCGAACCCAAAGUGCAGCAGAAACGAUUAUCGAACUAGCGAAAGAAAUAUAAUGCAAACAAACAAUGUGGAUCGAAGGAAUGUGGACCCACUGCUCUUAACCUACAUAGAUGAGGGGGAAAAUAACCUGGAGCAGAAAAAAAGGAAGAACAAAAAUAAACAGAGUAAUGCUAACAACGCAAGUGAUGUCCAGAUGGAAAUAAUUAUCCCUGAUAACUACGAUGGGAAAAGUGCCAAGGUGGGAGGAGGGAAUUCCUUUCUGCGGAUGAAAAACACAUCUCAUGAGAAGGCCCCCACGUCUAGCCUAUCCAAUGGUGUGAACAAUAACGCCAUCGCCAUUUCUAUCGGUAAUGAUACUAGCAGUGGAUAUGGUAGAGGUAAUGGUAAAGGCACUGGCAACCGCAGUAGCAGCCGCGGAAGCAGCCGAAGAGGCAACAGCAACAGUAAUAAAAAUGUUCGUAUGGAUCUGAGCGACCAAGCGACGCCUCGUCACCAUGCCGGACACGCAGGGGGGAAAGAAAUUCCUAUGGAAAUCAUAAAGUACUGCAAGGAAAACAACCUUAUCCUGAAUAAGGACAUAAAGGAUUUGUUAAAGUACUACAGCGAGGCACCUCAGAGUGGGGGAUUACUGAACGAUUGCACCAAGAAGAGGGUGAACCCCUAUAUGCUACUGGAGCAAGCGAGCAGCGAGAUGAGUACAAACAACGCUUUGAAUAAUACCCAUAUUGGAAGGCGAGGAAUGUUCAAUAACCUCUGCACCAAUCAUGCGGGUAGUAUCCCCAUCAGGAGUGAAAACAAAGCAACCGCAAGCGUUAAAGGUAAUAAGCAUACAAAGAGCAAUGCAAAUACGCUUCAAAGAAAUUGUGGACCACAACUGGGCAAGUAUAAAAGUAAAAUUCAGACUAAUCUGUACCUAGUCGACAGUAGUACUAGUAGUAGUAAUGGUAAUGAUAAGACGGGCAUUGGUGUUGCUUCAAUGGAGAGGAAUGAUUCUUCACCUCAGAGCUUCAUCUCUUUGACCAAUGAUGAGGGGGAUGUAGGGCCCAACGGUAGUAGUAACGCUGCGGACAUACGCAAUAGUAAUGCCAAUUUGAGGGUCAGCAGGAAGGGAAGUAAGAAGCACAGCGAGGCGAGUUGCGCGGCCGUGAAUCGUGGUCCUAGGAAUGGAGCUAGUCUAGUCAGGGGAGCGACACCGAACAAUUUGAAGAAAGCUUUCCUGAUGCAGGAGAAGGGUGCAAGUAGCAACGCGAAGAAGUUGAGAAUCCCCCACAGCUUCAACAUCAGUGGCGGUAACAAGGGCUACAGCCGCACCCGCUACAACCUCGAAGUGGCGGGCAUGCCGAUGAAGGAAGAGGACCUCAUGACGCUGAUGAACGACUACUACGAGGACGUGCUGAAAUGUUACGAGCAGUAUAGUCGAGGCGGUUUGGAUGACGAGAAGACCUUCCACUUGUGCGAUUACUGUGAGCAAAACAUUUUUAAUUUAAAUAACUUGGUAACCGCAAGUCAAGCCAAAGAACAUCUGUACACAUGCAACAUAUCAUGUGGGAGGACGUUCCACAUGAAGUGCGUGAGUCACUUCAAACCAAGGGGAAACAAUUUUAUAUGCUUCUUCUGUUUGUACGACAUAAACUUCUGUUCCUUGUGCAAAGAGUUUGCAACCAAUGAUGGACUCAUCCCUUGUUACUACCCACUGUGUAGUGUAUUUCUACACAGCCAGUGCGUUGAAAAGCUGCAACUGAUGCAUACAGAUUGCUUGAAGCAGUACUACUAUUGUACACAUUUGGUUGAACCCAAGUCGAGAAGUAAUAGGAACGAGGGGGCAGGGUGUCAUUUGGAGGACGGAACGAAGAAGGAAUCCACAGGGGGAAAGAAAACAAAGAAGAAGCGAAAUUACUGCAGAAAAAAGAAGCGGUGUGGAAAGAAAAAAUACGCCACGUUAAAUAAAAAAAUUGACAAGAAUGAGAAGAGUGAGAAAGCAAGUGAAGUAAACCAGGGGAAUACAACUGGCAAUUACAAAAAUGAAACAUGUGUGAAGGAAGUGCCCCUUCAUGGUAAGGAAGAAAUGGACACCCCCCACAAUAAUGAUACCCCAGAAGGAAAAAACGAGGUAGCCAAAGUGGAUGAAUUGCCUAAAGACUCUACCGGACAUUUAAAGCUUAGCAAAUAUAUAUGCCCCUUACAUAUAUGCUACGUGUGCAAAGAAUUUUAUAUCAUCAAUUUGGAAAAGGUAAAGAAUAAAAGAAGCAAUUGUCUGUUCAGGUGUCUAAUGUGCCUCAAGUCAGUUCACCUCCAUUGCAUGACUGACAAUUAUAUUAUUUCAUUUAAGCAGAAAAUUAUGUUUUGCUCAAGUCACAUUGAGUAUUAUAAGAAGAAGCACAUGGAAAUGUUACUUAGUCGGUUUGAAAAACUCACCAAAGGUGUGGAAGAGGACAACCUUUCCCGUGUUAGGGGUCUGGUUACCGUUACGAAUCCAACGAGCAUUACCUCCACGACGGGUCAUAAAAAAAAAAAGGGAAGCAGCGGCAGCAGAAGUGUCAGCAGAGGUGCCCAGCGAAGUGACUCUCAUCCCUUAACCCUACCUCCCCAACCUAUGGGCGAAAAGGACAACAUGGCACGUUCCUCCAGCAGGAUUACGAAUCCUGAAGGGGAACCCACCCACCUAGGGUUAAAUCAGUUUGAGAAAGGCAACAAUACAAAUGUGCUUCCUCCAUCUUGUGAGGAGGAAGAGGCACAGAAUGUUGAGCCACCGGGGAACAUAAUAAAACCCGGCACCUUCCAAAACGGUGUUAUAACAAAUGGGGAAGAUAAGCAAAUUUUCGAAGGAGAAAAUGAUAGAAGUAGAAUUGCUCGUAAUAUUCCUGUCAGCAGUGUUGUACCCCAUAACUUGGGCCAGAAGAAGGAGAAGGAAAGAGUUAUAUUUGACUUAACCAAUGAAGAGGGUCAAAAACAAGGCCUCCACUUUAGAGAUGAAUUGCAGAUGAGGAAUUCUGGCGAGGAGUAUGAGUCGAGCAAGUGGGUUGACAAGGACAUCCCCCUAGUGGUGGAGUCCACGAAGGGGAAGAACCCUUACAUGCAGGAAGACCUUCAAACAAAUGCAAGUAGUAGUGAAGUCCCCCCCAACGGUAUUCAUAUUACCCUGUCGUCAUACCGCAGUUACAAAGGAAAUGUGCAGCCAGUGAGCGAAAUCGUUGGCGCUGCGCAAGGAGAAAAGGAGGCGAUCCAUAUGGAGAUGAAAAACGGCACGAUGGGUGAACAGGCAAAGGAACGCCAAAACGAAAAUGAAGAAAUGAAUGAAGAAAUGAAUGAACAAAUAAAUGAAACAAAAAAUGAUGGAACAAAUGAAGAACGAAAUGAAGGAAGAAACGAAGAAAGAAACGACGAUGCAAAUUUUAAAAACAAAAAAAGGAAAGGUUCAAAUAUUAACGACAUUGAAAUAUUGAAGAAUUACAAUUUGGACAUAAACAUGUUGAGCGAUUUUACGAAGAACCACCCAGAGUCCAGCAUAAUACAGAAUGUUAAUUCUUUAGCGAAGCGGAUCUGCGUCGCUAGUGGCACAGCUGAGGGGGGGGAGGCCGUGCCAACUGUCGUUGCCAGGGUGGAGAAGAGUCCCCUCGACGCUGUCGCCGUGCAAGGUGGAGCGAAUCAAAUUUGCAGCAAAGGGGUGAAUGCACACAUAAAAGAGAGACAGUCAAAGGGAGGGGAAGCCGUAGCUACGCGAAACUUGAAAAAUAUUAGUAGUUGGAAAAUGGAGCAAUUGUGUAAGAACCUGUUAUCUCCUAAGAAGAUCUGCGACAUGUACACAAGGGAACACUUCCAAAGCGAAGCGGAAUAUAAUUAUUACGUCCUGAUUAAGGUUAGGAGAAUUCUGCACAUGGAGAAGUCGCUGUUGGCUUUAAACGAAAUGAACCCAAAAAUGAUAAGUGAAGAGUGUGAAGAGUACAUAAACAUCUUGUGCACCUUUCGGGAGGACUUUAUAAAUUUUGUUAUUUUUCUUUUUAAGAAGCGGAGCCCUGGUGAAGCACUCACUGUGGGGUCUAAGGGGGACCGCCAAUAUGGGUCACACAGUGGGUUACAGAAUGGUUGCUCAAAUGAAGCGCCCAUCGAGUACAUAACUGGAGAGGAAAAAGAGACCCACAAGAAUGGAGCCAAACUAUCCACACCCCAGUGUGUAAGUAAAAAUCAAGGCAGAACGGCCAGCAGUAGAAAAAAUUUGGUGAAGUGGGGCCAACGUAGUAAUGAUGCCACCCCGAGUGUAACUGAUGGCAAAGUAGAAGAGUGCGUGUUGGAUCAGGAGGUAAAGAAGAACACGGUUCGUGAAAACACUAACCAGUAUGCGAGUAGGGAUAAAUAUGGAGAUGGAGAAGAAGCAGCUGUGGAUGUGGUCGCCGCUAACGGAGCCGCUGCUUAUGAAGAACGGGGCUGGAGGAAAAACGAGGAGGAGAAUAUUAAAUGGGUCUCCAACGAUUUGUUGAACAUAUUAUACAAGGAGCUCAAAAACACAACCAGCAUUAUUGGGCCCACUGUGAAUGAAAGAACGCGUCAAGGAUUACGGCUGGGCAAGAGUUUCCAUGUGGAGGAUGACUUACAAGGUGUAGUAGACCUUAACAGAGUAACAGUAGGGUCUGGCCUUGAGAACCGAACCUUGUGCAUGAGGCAAAGUAGGUGUUUGAAUGACGAGCUGAAGGGGAAAGGGAACCUUCCCAUGGGUAGUAAAAAAGGAGACACUACAGAGUGGGGUGAAGAAAUAGGUAGCGGAAGAUCCUUUGGUGGAAGAAUAAACGCACGAAAUGGUGGUGACGUGAAAUCAGCACACAUGUUGCAUACCUUGGAGGGUAGAUCAAACCAGGUGAAUGAUUAUAAUGGAGAAGUGGAUGAGGACAUUGGAAAGGGAAAGAGAAAAAUUUUCAAAAAUGGAAAAAUGGAUUUAGCGGAUUUUUCACAGCUAAUGAAAAAUGGAUGCAAACUAGAUGUAAGCUUUUUAAAAAAGUACAGUUUCUAUUGGAACUUUGAAUACAUUUCCACAAAUAUAUAUUUGAAUGAUCAGAAUAAACAUUUAUUGUCAUGCAAAUCUGAUGACUACAGAUGUUUGUGCCAGGGGGAGUGUAACCCCUUCACUUGCUACAAUUCACUGAGCAAGAUUCAGUGCUCCAAGAGCAGGUGCAACUUACCAAUACAGAUUCAGGACAAAAAGUGCUUUAACCGGCCAUUCAGGCAGUCCGCGGUGAAGGACUUAGAGAUUAAAGAGACAGAACGAACUGGAUAUGGCGUGUUUUGCAAGCGGGACAUAAAGAACGGGGAACUUAUAUGCGAAUACGUUGGGGAGGUGCUUGCGAAGAAAGAAUUUGAGGACAGGAUGGAAUCGUACCAGGAGGAAAGCAAAAAGGCUGAUAUGUACAACUGGUACUCAAUUCAGAUUAAUCGUGAUGUCCACAUUGAUAGUAGGAAGAAGGGAAACAUUUCCAGAUUUGUGAACCACUCAUGUUCUCCCAACAGCGUUUCACAGAAGUGGAUUGUGCGAGGGUUCUACCGGAUUGGCAUAUUUGCCCUGCAGGACAUUCCCGCCGGGGAAGAAAUAACAUACAACUACAGCUACAACUUUGUGUUCAACAAUUUCGAGUGUCUGUGCAACUCUGCCAACUGCAUGAACCACACCAUGAAGAAGAAGGAAGAGACGGAAAACGAAAUGAGUGAUAUUGAAAUAAAGGACAAUGACAUAUUCAACCCGAUAGAAAAUUUCAACAAUCUGCACAGGAAGAUGCAGGACUGGAUUGUCAACCUAGACACUGUAGAAACCAAAUCAUUAUACAAGUAUAAUAAAAUGAACGCCAUUAAUUUAAGGCUAAUGGAAUGUUUUUCCACUUGGGUUUUUUAUGACAUGAAUUUGGACAAGCAUCAAUUUUCAUCCCUGAGGUCUAAGCCAUUUAGUGCUCUGAGCGAAUUUUGGAAAAUCCUGGUUUCGUCCUUUUCCGAUGGGGAGAAGAAUAUGAUAAAUGGCUUCAAUUUGUUUUUGCCCUCUCUGAUCAAGAUUGGCCAGCUGCGCAGGAUUCAGCAGUAUAGCUACAUCCUGCACAACAUUGUGGGCGCGGAGCACGAGAUGUGGAAUCUCAUCGACAAGGGAUUUGCGGACGACGAGGUAUGCAGGAAGUGCAAAGGCUGCGGCAACCUCACCAUGUGCGAUAAGUGCUUUAACAGCUACCACCAGAUUUGCGGAAGCAUGCACUCCAAGGUUUACAAAAACAACGAAUUAGUGUUGUGCAAAUUUUGCCAAAAGUAUGAUUAUAAAAUAAAGUGGAUUAAGCAAAGCUACAGAGAACGAAUGAAGUGUUCCAUUGAGAUUAGGAGUAGAGCCUUUUACAAACUAAACAGGGAUAUCGUCACGCUGCUCGAACAGGCGGUAAAGUACACCAAGGACAUGUCCAUGUCGGCCAUCAACGAGCACAACUCCAAGGAGUAUAACAACAAAAAGCUCCGCCUCAAAAAGUUCCAGUACAAGUAUGUCAAGAUAUGA
Messenger RNA from Plasmodium fragile, 8283 nucleotides. RefSeq lists its product as uncharacterized. Gene Ontology annotation, molecular function: protein binding; histone H3K36 methyltransferase activity. The coding region runs from base 1 to 8283 and encodes 2760 amino acids. The transcript has 4 exons. Gene Ontology annotation, biological process: regulation of DNA-templated transcription. The record is from RefSeq and is a predicted model, not a curated record. Gene Ontology annotation, cellular component: nucleus; chromatin. Lineage: Eukaryota; Apicomplexa; Aconoidasida; Haemosporida; Plasmodiidae.